Molecule: messenger RNA, 447 nt
Organism: Periconia digitata
Lineage: Eukaryota; Fungi; Ascomycota; Dothideomycetes; Pleosporales; Periconiaceae
Source: the annotation of a GenBank genome assembly
AUGAAACUUGAGUUAUAUCACGUGCCUUUUUUCUUAGCGCAACCGAGGCUUCCGAACUUCCAAGGCUUCCUCGCCAACCCUCCUGUGCACAUCCAUUUCAUCAACACCAUCAAAAGCAUCAUGGCAGAACAUCCAUCAUUCACACUCGCGGGACUACUGGCGGUCGGCGGCACGGCAGGCUACCUCCGCACACGCUCCACGCCCUCGCUCGUGGCCGGUCUCGUGCUGGGCGCAUCCUACGGUUACGCCGGCUACCGGAUCAAGCAAAACCAGGACUAUGGUACUGAGCUUGCGCUGGGAAACAGUAUCGCGCUCUUUGGAUCUGCGAUCCCUCGUAUCGUGAAGACAGGGGGAAGAGCGCCUGUGCCGAUUGCGCUUGGUGCGACGGGCGCUCUUGCGACGUAUUACUACCAGAGGAAAGUCAGGGAGUUUAGGUAUGGGGUGUAG